AUGAAAAUUCAUAUCAUUGCGUUGGUCCUGUUGAUGGCGGCGGUCGUCAUUCAUGCCAGAUAUUGGGACAAGUUGCUGUUUGAAGAUGGUAUGUUUUUAGGCCAACUUAUUGUCGCUAGGAAAGUUCAGCACAGCGUGUAUAAAAAAGAGUAAUCCAAAUUUAGCUAACCUGCGAUAAUGAGCUUAGCUAGAUUCUCACAAGAGAGUUAAUCCUGUGGUUAAUCGCACCUUCUGCUGAACUAAAGUUUAGUAUCACUGUUUUCCUAAUCUCCCAAAAAUCGUUUCAUUUCAUCGUUAUUGGUUUGUACAUUACGUCAUGGUUAUAGUGUGCAAUUAUAUUAUAGAAGCCAUUCUGAUUAGUAAAAUGUAACAAUACUAGGCGUCGUUCUGUAGGCUUCAUGAUUGGUCAGUUGCAAUUAGCAAAAAGUAAAAAAAGCAGUUUAGAAAACAUAUUUGUUUCAAGACAAUAAAAAUUAAGCUCCCCUCACUUGAAAGAGCUUUCAAAAUAAUAUACAGCAUGAACAUCAUUUUCAGUUCUUAUCUAAGGUUGUCGAGUUUAGAGAUAUUUUGACCAGAUACAGCAAGGUGAUUGCUGAAGGGGGAUGGGCGAGCUGGAGGUUUUUAAGAUGGUCGCAUCUUUCAUGAUUCUUAACCACAAAAGAACCCCAACCAUGCACUAAACUAAUCCUAAACAAUCCUAACAAUCUUAAACCUUACCUUAAUUAGGAUAACAAUCCUAAAUCUUACCUUAAAUUUUACCCUCAAACUAACCAUAACAUAACCCUCAUAUCAACCUUAAACUAAUAAAGCAAACUUUGAGUAUAAAUUUUGAAAACCUCCUUACUGCCCAUUCUAUAGCCAUUACCGAUACAGCAUGUCUUCCGCCAUCUUGUUUUUCAUCGGAAGACGAAGACCAAAUCGAAGGCAAGGGAACGUUAUGUUUCCAAUUUUCGCCUUUCCUAAAGUAAACUGUAGGUUCCAGACAGCGAGUGUAUUUGAAUAAUGCCCCAACUUAUUACAUAAAUUGUUUACUCUGUUCAGGAAUUUCCCGUUGUGAGCGUGAAGGUGACGAUUCCUGCAAGUGUGAGAAAUACUUUGAAGGAAUCGCAGGACAAAACUGCUCAGAGGGCCGUCAAAAUUGCGAUGACUCCAAAACCUGUUACAUGAAUCAUCAAUGGCAUGCAUGUUGCUUGAACGAAGAAGCCGGCGCAGAAGCCGAUGUCCAAUUACAAGACGAAAACGAUGGUAGGGAAACGUCAAGUUUUCUUUUGUUGGUUUUGUUUGCGUUGCUGUAGUAAAAAUGACGGUUUAUUAACAUCAGUGAGUACAAUUGAAUGAUACCCUAAAUUAUUAGCUACUUAAAAAAUUUAUUCGGCUCAGGAAUUUCCCGUUGUGAACGUGAAGGAGAAGAUGCCUGUAAAUGUGAGAAAUACUUUGAAGGAAUCGCAGGACAAAAUUGCUCAGCAGGACGUCAUAAUUGCGAUGAUUCCAAAACCUGUUACAUGAACCACCAAUGGCAUGCAUGUUGUUUGAACGAAGAAGUCCGCGCAGAAGCAGAUGUCCAAUUACUAGAAGAAAACGAAGGUAGGCAAAGGUUAAAUUUCCCUUCUUUGCUUUACUUGCUUUGCAUGUUUGCAUAAUGCCCUGACUUAUUACAUAAAUUGUUCAUUCUGUUCAGGAAUUUCCCGUUGUGAGCGUGAAGGAGAAGAUUCUUGCAAGUGUGAGAAGUACUUUGAAGGCAUCGCAGGACAAAAUUGCUCAGAGGGACGUCAUAAUUGCGAUGAUUCCAAAACCUGUUACAUGAACCACCAAUGGCAUGCAUGUUGUUUGAACGAAGAAGCCGGCGCAGAAGCCGAUGUCCAAUUACAAGACGAAAACGAUGGUAGGGAAACGUCAAGUUUUCUUUUUUUGUUUUGUUUGCGUUGCUGUAGUAAAAAUGGCGGUUUAUUAACGUCAGUGAGUACAAUUGAAUGAUACCCUAAAUUAUGAGCUACUUAAAAGAUUUAUUUUGUUCAGGAAUUUCCCGUUGUGAGCGUGAAGGAGAAGAUUCUUGCAAGUGUGAGAAAUACUUUGAAGGAAUCGCAGGACAAAAUUGCUCAGAGGGACGUCAUAAUUGCGAUGAUUCCAAAACCUGUUACAUGAACCACCAAUGGCAUGCAUGUUGUUUGAACGAAGAAGUCGGCGCAGAAGCAGAUGUCCAAUUACUAGAGGAAAACGACGGUAGGGAAAGGUUAAAUUUCCCUUCUUUGCUUUUGCUUGCUUUGAAUUUUUGAAUAAUAACGGCUUAUCGACCGAGCGUGAGGUCUGUACUGUGAAAUAUCAGACCGAGGUUUUUUAGUAUGGACCGAGCGACGAAGCAGCAAGGUCCAUGCAAAAAACAGAGGUGUGAAAUUUCACAGUACAGACCGAACAAGCGAGGUCAAUAAUCGGUUCGUUAUUUGGCUGAACUGUCUCUGUGAGCAUAUGCUUUUCGCGCGAAUUAAAUCGGCUAUCGUCAGUUUCACUGGGUAACAAUAUACGGUAGGCAUGCAUGCUCAGUCAAAAACAAUUUGAGUGUUUGAAAUUUUAUCUGUAAAUUUUAAUGACACACAAUUGGAAAAUUAAAAGGCAAAAUUUUUUUCUGUUUGCAAAGCGAAAAUUUCCCGCCAGAUAAACGAUAUCCGCGACACCUGUCCAGAUACGGAAAAUACGGACGACGGUCCGGAUAUGGAUUUUUACGGACCGCUUGUCAACCAAUCAGAAUAGAGAAUUUUGAAAAGCCAUAUAAUACUACUUAUUAUAUAAAUUGUUUAUUCUGUUCAGGAAUUUCCCGUUGUGAGCGUGAAGGAGAAGAUUCUUGCAAGUGUGAGAAGUACUUUGAAGGCAUCGCAGGACAAAAUUGCUCAGAGGGACGUCAUAAUUGCAAAACCAUUGAUGAUUCCAAAACCUGUUACAUGAAUCAUCAAUGGCAUGCAUGUUGCUUGAACGAAGAAGCCGGCGCAGAAGCCGAUGUCCAAUUACAAGACGAAAACGAUG
This is a messenger RNA of Paramuricea clavata, 3015 nucleotides long. NCBI's taxonomy places the organism in Eukaryota, Metazoa, Cnidaria, Anthozoa, Malacalcyonacea, Plexauridae. The record is from the annotation of a GenBank genome assembly.